This is a messenger RNA of Seminavis robusta, 423 nucleotides long. NCBI's taxonomy places the organism in Eukaryota, Bacillariophyta, Bacillariophyceae, Naviculales, Naviculaceae. The record is from the annotation of a GenBank genome assembly.
AUGAUUUUGAUGGACAACAUUGAAAUGUACAAUGAUCACAAGCAGUACGUUCUAGUAACAAGCAACCGCAUCAAGAAACACUUCUGGACAACAUGUGGAGAAUCGGAUUGUGACAUGGACAACGGACGUGAUGAUCCGGCAUUGAAGAUGUACUACAACUGCCCUUUGAUGCUGACAAAGAAUGAAGACGUACCAAAUGGACAGGCAAACGGUUCGAGAGUGUUCCUGCACAAGGUACAUGAAAAGCCCGGAGAACAGCCCUUCAUCAUUCAACAGCAUUGCGGUGUCAGAAUCCGUGUCUUCCGUGUCAGCCAAAUUGACAGAAUCACAGUCAAACACGAGAUGAAAGACAUGUUGCCAAGAUGUUUUGAUGUCAAGACACACGGAGUGUCCUUCAAGUUCAAGAUGAAAAUCAAAAAGUAA